AAGCGCGGACUUCGCAGCCCGUCUGGAGACCGAGUCGACCGGCGUUAUGGCUAGCCCGCAUGAUGCAUACUGUAGGUAUGUGCGCACGUCAGUAUGUACACACGUAUCUAACUACCUCCAUACCUGAGAAACAUACCUUUGUUACGUGUACGGUACAUACAUGUAUGUACAUACGCCUUCAUACACAGCACUCGGUAUAGGCAUGUUCGGAUGUUCAUACAUCCCGGAAAACUGGCCGCUCCCCCGCGUCUGCGGAGGGUCGUCGCCUAUCAAUGGGCGCAUUCAGCACACCGAGUGCUAGGGGCCGCUGAACACCUGCCCGAAGCGUCCGGUUCAUCCAGGUCACUCGACGGCUCACCGCCCGGUAACUAUCACGAGGCGAGCAAGGGGAAGUUGCCUGCCCCACCUCCCGGAGCCGUCCCGAUCCCCCCUGCACACCACGAGAAAGGUUCGUUUGGUCGACGGGCCGAGACGUUGAGCGGGGGCACCUGUCAUGUCCGGUGCCGGCUCUAUUCAAGGAUGCUCACCUCCUCCUACUACAACUGGAAAAGCCAUCCUGUAAGGUGAGCCUGUGAGGCGAGUCAGCCGAACAGGGGCCGCAGUCGUCGAGGAUUUGCACUUCGCAGUCGAGAUACGAUAUGUCGACUACGAGAUAUGAUCGAUGGGCACCAUUCUGCAGGCUUUGUCCGCCGCAUGUUUUUUACCGUACGACAGACCAUGGCGACGACAUUCUGCCUACCCCGUGUGUGAACGGCGUCGGACUGCUCGGCCACCGUCGGAUUAACUAGUCGGGCUUGAUUGUUCAGAUUUCUGUCUUAAGACACCAGCUCCCUUCCUGACUAUUCGCCAUUUACUGGCCCUGGAC
Molecule: messenger RNA, 865 nt
Organism: Thermothelomyces thermophilus ATCC 42464
Lineage: Eukaryota; Fungi; Ascomycota; Sordariomycetes; Sordariales; Chaetomiaceae
Exons: 1
Source: RefSeq, a predicted model, not a curated record